AUGAUUGCCUACCCAGCCUUUCGCAAGCAGGUCCGUCGCACUUGGUCAGGCAGAAACUCCGGCCGAAGGGUCAACCGCAGCUACAGCGACGAUGAAGCCGCCAACCCAGGGCUCUACCACGAGGGAUCGCCGUUGCUUAGCGUACCACCCGUGAAUGAGGAGCACCAUGGAUUCAUGAGGCGCUUAUUUGACGGCACAAACACUCCUGGCAAAGACAGCCCGAAUCGUCUGAUCAAAUGGCCAGCAAAUGCUUUCCAUGUCACCGAGGCUACGCUGAUGAACAACUACGUCAACAUCCUGCUCCCAUUCGUGCCACUAGGUAUCAUUGCCGGCGUGCUUGGUUGGAGCCCUGCGGCUGUGUUCUCGCUGAACUUCAUCGCCAUUAUUCCCCUGGCAGCGGUGUUAUCCUUCGCUACGGAAGAGAUUUCCAUCCCACUGGGCGAGACAAUAGGAGGGCUGCUGAAUGCCACUUUCGCAACGCAGUUGAGCUCAUCUAGCUUUCUGCUCGGCGGCCUUGUCAACAUGAAGGAUGAUUCAGGCAACGGUACCGAGCAGACCUUCACCAGUGCGAUGGCACAAACGACAUGCUCCUUAUUAGCGCUGUCAGCCGCCUCAAUGAUCAUUCCCGCUACUCUCUACAGCAUCCUCAACAGCUCGGAUCAGUACGGUAAAGCCGAAACCAUCAUUUGGCACUCGCGCGGGACGGCCAUCAUCCUUCUUAUCCUGUACGCCCUGUAUCUGUGCUUCCAGUUGCGGACGCACAAGAAUCUGUUCAGCGAGGGGACUGGUGAAACGUCCUCAAGUCAUGAGGGAGAGGACGAGCCCGAAUCAGUAAUGAGCCCUUGGUCUACUGUAGCGGUACUGAUUGCCGUGACCGUUGUUAUCUCAUUCUGUGCAGACUACCUAGUUAGUAGUAUUAACAGCAUCGCCAAAGACGCGCACACCAGCAAGAGCUUUAUUGGCUUGAUCCUGAUCCCCAUUGUCGGCAACGCAGCCGAGCACGCCACGGCGUGUGUGAUGGCCGUAAGGAAUAAGAUGGAUUUGGCCACGGGUGUUGCAAUCGGAUCCAGUAUCCAGAUUGCGCUGCUGGUUACGCCGUUGCUGGUUGUCUUGGGCUGGUCAAUGAAUGUGCCGAUGAGUUUGAAUUUCAAUAUUCUUGAGACAAUUAUCUUCACUGUGUCCGUUUUAGUCGUGACGGGCACAGUGCAGGAUGGGAAAUGUAACUAUCUGGAGGGAGCCAUGCUUGUGGGACUCUAUAUUAUCAUCGCUUUGACAUUCUGGGCUAUCCCCAGUGGGGUUUUGGGAAAAGCUAUGGGCUGA
Messenger RNA from Ilyonectria robusta, 1320 nucleotides. RefSeq names its product Sodium/calcium exchanger protein-domain-containing protein. Gene Ontology annotation, biological process: intracellular calcium ion homeostasis; calcium ion transmembrane transport. Bases 1 to 1320 code for a protein of 439 amino acids. Gene Ontology annotation, molecular function: calcium:proton antiporter activity. The transcript is spliced from 8 exons. The record is from RefSeq and is a predicted model, not a curated record. NCBI's taxonomy places the organism in Eukaryota, Fungi, Ascomycota, Sordariomycetes, Hypocreales, Nectriaceae. Gene Ontology annotation, cellular component: fungal-type vacuole membrane.